GCGGGACAUGGGGCAAACGCUGCAAACGAGCGCACACCGGGCUCUACUCUACCAAGGAAGGCGCUGGAAGAUGGCAAUAUCCACACCGAACGUCUUUGCAGUGCACUGAUGCCGUCUGAAAAGAAAGGAAAACAGGCAUGCAGCCAUAGAUGAGGCUCUCCAAAACUGCUUAGCCCAACAGAUCCACUUACUCCUUCAUGUUCUGACAUCCAUCAUGGUGUAUGGGCAGGUCCUGCACCGCCAAGGCCCCGAGGAGAGCUUCAUCAACCUCAACGUCGGCGGCUUUAAGCAGCAAGUGGAACGAAUGGUGCUCCAACGCUUCCCCCACACACGAUUGGCCAAACUUCUCUACUGCAGCUCAGAGGCUGCUAUUCUCCAGCUUUGCGACGACUAUGCAGCAUCCGAACGCGAGUAUUAUUUUGACCGAAAUCCGUGUUUUUUCCGCUAUGUGCUCAAUUUCUAUCAUACCGGAAAGAUCCACCUGAUGGAAGAGUUGUGUGUGUUUAGUUUCAGCCAGGAGUUGGAAUAUUGGGGCAUCAAGGAGCUUCACCUGGACGCUUGCUGCAGCGACAGAUUUCAAGAACAGAAAGAGUACACAGGAGAUCACGACUGGGGAAAUGACGAUGACCUGCAGAACCAACUACAGGACAGCUUAGAUUCAUCUAUGGAGGAACUGUCAGCAUUUGACAAAGACCUGGAAAAGUUUGAGGGCACCUGGUGCUCCGAGAAGCGUAAGGAACUCUGGCUGCGACUGGAAAACCCGGGAUAUUCGUGCUCCGCAAAAAUAAUGGCAGUGUUUUCACUGAGUGUGGUACUGAUGAGUAUUGUGGCCAUGUGCGUUCAUAGCAUGCCUGAGUUCCAAAGGCUGGACGUUAAUGACAAAGAAGUGGAGGACCCAGUGUUGGCUGUGUUCGAGACCUUUUGCGUCCUCUGGUUUUCUCUCGAGUUCAUCCUACGGUUAGCAGUCACACCAUGUAUGCGCAAAUUCCUAAGCAAUGUGCUAAACAUCAUCGAUUUCGCCUCUAUAGUUCCAUUUUAUGCCACGUUGGCGUUUGAAACCAUGGAUGCUGAGGAAAGCGAGGAGCUUGAGAACGUGGGAAGGGUCGUGCAAAUCCUCCGCCUCAUGCGUAUCUUUCGCAUCCUCAAACUGGCACGGCAUUCGGUCGGGCUGCGUUCGCUUGGGGCAACGCUCCGUCACAGCUACCAUGAGGUCGGACUCCUCAUCCUCUUCCUUUCCGUGGGAAUCUCCAUUUUCUCAGUGCUCAUCUAUUUUGUGGAGAGGGAGGACGAUGAGUCGGAAUUGCAGACCAUACCGGUGGGCUGGUGGUGGGCGACGAUCAGCAUGACCACGGUGGGAUACGGCGACACGUAUCCCAUCACGUUGGCUGGGAAACUCAUCGCCACCUUGUGCAUCAUUUGCGGCCUGCUUGUAGUCGCCCUUCCAAUCACUAUCAUCUUCAACAAGUUCUCCAAGUACUACCAGAGACAGAAAGCCCUGGUGGACUCUGAGCAGCUUCAACCAGAGGACGAAAAACUGCCAAAUCUCAGCAUGCCUUUUCUUUACAUAGGAGACCUCUACGGACAAAAGAUGACUUCUCUGGUGCGUAGCACGUCCUCCAAGAGUAGUGCGGGGAGUGAGGGAGGCGUCACUGAUGCUUCCAGCAUUCAGGAUGUUGAAAUUGUCUGCCCUACUGGGAUGCCACAGGCUGACAAAGCAACAUAAAUCUGGGUUCUUCAAAUCUGGUCUUGGACGGCCACUGCUUUGCAGAGUUUAGCUCAAACCAGUGAUCUUGAAGACCUUGGUGAGAUGUGUUUGUUUAUGGUUGGAGCUAAACUAUGCAGGGCAUUGGCCCUCCAGAGCAAUAUUUGAGGAACCCUGAUACAAAUGAUUAUAUGCACAACCUCAAAUGAAUAGAGCGUGAAGAAACAAAAAUAAACUUCCUUGCUUAGAUCUGCAGCACACGUUGAUGAAACACAACAGAACCCUAAGACUCAAGGCUCUUUCUUACCGAGCUACUCCUGGACCUUCAGUCAAAAGCACUAUUUCUCUUUAGUUCUCAGGGUGAAAAUAUCUCAAGCUUUCCAUUAUUUACAGAACCUGUUAUGGACACUAAUCUAUACAACAGGCUAGCAGUAACACUAAUGGUCUAUACCCAAUUAACAGCACUGAUUGACAGGUGUUUUUUUUUAUUCUUCCGACAAGCUGUUCAUUUAAUUACAAGCCUUUCUGCAGUGCCUGUGGGAAAAGGACUAUGCUUAAAUGUUUUAUAGGCAAUGACAGCAUCUAAAAUGCUGGACUUCAGAUGGCAUGUUGGUAUAUACCAUCCUUCCUAAUGUGUCCACCAGAGACGGAAGGAUGGAAAGAGUGCAUGCAUAUUUCAACAGGAGAGAGGAGAGGCCACAAGAGAGAGGGGAGAAGAAAGCAGGAAAGUGAUGUUACAGUUGAAUAAAGUGUUUAUAUACAGUAGAUUUAAGUUUCUGCUCUUUGUUCUGAAAUCACUGCAUGGGUCUGCAGAGAGAUGG
Carassius auratus (goldfish) is the source of this 2523-nucleotide messenger RNA. RefSeq names its product potassium voltage-gated channel subfamily S member 3-like. The transcript has 2 exons. Gene Ontology annotation, biological process: action potential; potassium ion transmembrane transport; protein homooligomerization. Gene Ontology annotation, molecular function: voltage-gated potassium channel activity; protein binding. Gene Ontology annotation, cellular component: voltage-gated potassium channel complex; membrane. The coding region runs from base 215 to 1723 and encodes 502 amino acids. Lineage: Eukaryota; Metazoa; Chordata; Actinopteri; Cypriniformes; Cyprinidae. The record is from RefSeq and is a predicted model, not a curated record.